AUGCACUUUUUCACGCCUUUAGUAGUGCUCGGUGCACUAGCAACUUCCUCUACUGCAUUACCCCAUAAUAAAGCCCGGGAAGCCUCGGAGUUCCAAUUUGCCGACUAUUGUUACCCAAAUCCUUGCGCUGGAAUCGUCUCCCAAAAUGACAGCUAUGUCUGCGGCGACUCACGUUUAGGCCCCGUGAAAGCGCCGAAGAAGUUCCCCCUUAACAAUGAAUUGCGCACAUACGCACGAUUUGGUUCUCUCUGCCCUGUUGACUUCCUCGAGAAAUGGGCCGGAUCUAUCAAUUCUAGCGCAUCAUACGAAUACCCUCCUUCCAACGGCUUCGUUGUUGAUACCAAAGACGCCCCAAUCUUAGGAAAUGCCACCCUGUCUGUCGGUCAGAAGGUUGAUCGCUUUGGCUCCGAGUACGGCUCAUUCCUGGCACCACUGGGUUCGCCCUAUAUUCAACGCUCGUUGCCGCCUAGCAACUUAAUCACCUAUGACGGCGAUUAUCCCUUCAAUUAUCAUGUCUAUGAGGUAACCAAAAGCUUCGAUGUUGGACUGGGGCCUAUUGCGCCGUGGUUUGAGCAGCCGGGUAUGGGCACCCAGUUUUUAGCAUACGAUAACGUGAAAACCCUGCUACAAGGCGGUUAUUUGCGUCGUCUGGAGCCUGAGCAGUACGAUGAGGCUGUGGAAUAUUCAAACAGCUAUACUACUGGGCCAUCUAAUUAG
Penicillium macrosclerotiorum is the source of this 717-nucleotide messenger RNA. Its product is annotated as TNT domain-containing protein. The record is from RefSeq and is a predicted model, not a curated record. The coding region runs from base 1 to 717 and encodes 238 amino acids. NCBI's taxonomy places the organism in Eukaryota, Fungi, Ascomycota, Eurotiomycetes, Eurotiales, Aspergillaceae. The transcript is spliced from 2 exons.